This is a messenger RNA of Microthlaspi erraticum, 360 nucleotides long. The record is from the annotation of a GenBank genome assembly. Lineage: Eukaryota; Viridiplantae; Streptophyta; Magnoliopsida; Brassicales; Brassicaceae.
AUGGAGGAAGAUUUGAAGAAGCAAGGCGAGGCCAUUGAAGACAAUAGGAGAGCGAUACACUUUACCAAAGUUUCUACCAAGGAGAUGGACAAUCACUUAGAUGAGAAGAUCACAAGUCUUGAUAACAACCUCGAUGGCACCACCAAGAGUCUCAAUUCAAUAACAGCAGUAGCUCAUCAAGCUAAGAGGGAGGUAGCCGAAGUAACCCUAAAGGAGAGGCAAUGUUACUCGACGAUGCUUACAUUGGUGGAAGGGCAAAAACAAGUGAAGGCACAAAUCCGAGAUUUACACAUCUCUCUAGACAAGAGGAGCCAAGAUAUUCAAAGAAGAGCUAAGGAAGACAAAGUAGAUGGAGUCUAA